CAUAUGCUUGAUCAUUCACUAUAUACCGGAUUGGUUGUUUCUUUGUAUCUUAUUACAUGGAUAGAUUGAUUGAUACAAAUGAGACAAACCAACCAUGCAUGUGCAUGUAACAUAUAUAUAGCUUGUGUGAUCUGUUAUAUAUCCAGUCUAAUUAAGGUUAAACAUAAUAACAUACUCAAAGGGAUGUGUAUUAUAAGUAGAUCGAUAAGCUGAAGCAAUCGAUUGCAUGUAAUCAGAAUAAUUAAUUAACUAAUCGCCAGGUGCAUGCAACAAUGAAUUGAGCACCACUUGUUGAAACGCUAGCUAGCCAGGCGCAUGCAUGCAUCCGUGCACAUAGAUAUUGCCUCUGGAAUGUACUGCUCAGACUCAGAGCUUGAGCGACAGGUCCAUCUCCGGCACCGCCUCCCCGGUGGCUGCUGUGGUGCUACCAGCCCAGCCCAUGCCCAUCAGGGGCGCCAUCGUCGUGGAAUCCGGGGCAGCGGCCGAAGCAGAGUACGCCCAGAGCUCCCCGCCGCCGGCGUGGGGCCAGUGAGAGGAAGGCGUGGCAGUUUGAGCUGCCGUGGCGGCGGUGGAGGAGGCGUCGCGGCUGCGCUUGGCGAGGGUGCGCUCGAGCUUGUGGGCGUUCUGGUGGCCGCCGAGCGCCUGCGAGCUGAGGAACUUGCGGUGGCAGUAGUUGCAGGAGAAGGCCUCCUUGCCGGCCUGGUCGAAGGCCACGGGAGUAGGCGCAGGGGACGCCGGGCGCCGGGCGCCGCGCAGCUGGUGCGUGGCCGUGGCCGUGUCGAGGCGCAGGUCCAGGCUGACGCCGUGCAGGAGCAGCUGGUGCGACUGCGGCGCCUCGCCCUCCAUGGUCGAUGGCCGGAGCAAGCAAGUGGGUGGAAGGUACUGCGCGCGCACGGGCGUGUGGUUGUGGAGGAAGAAGAUGAAGAGGCAGAGGGAGUGGCGCGGGGAAGGAAGCGGUGGUGUGAGCUAGCGAGCGAGCGACCGCGCGCGGCGCGGCGCGUGUGUCAGUACCACUGCGGUGACGACGGAGGAAGUGAGUGA
Triticum urartu is the source of this 1041-nucleotide messenger RNA. NCBI's taxonomy places the organism in Eukaryota, Viridiplantae, Streptophyta, Magnoliopsida, Poales, Poaceae. The record is from RefSeq and is a predicted model, not a curated record.